AUGCCCAUAACGUUCGGUUCAGUCGGGGACAUCAUCUCUGUCUCCCUGCUCGUGAAGGACGUCCUAGCCGCACUUGACGACAGCCGUGGCUCUUCCGCAGAGUACCAGGCUAUUAUCCGGGAGCUAUAUAUUCUCGACAGAGCUUUGCUCCAGAUCGCUCAACUAUUCAAGGAGCAUGAGGCCAGCGCGGAGCCGGAGCUGAUAGCCCUCGUUCAGACCGCCCAGCAAGCUGUCAUAGAGUGCCGCAAGUGCGUGGAAGACCUCCUCGAAAGAAUAGCGAAGUAUCGAUUGGCUUUGGGUCAGUCUCCGACGGCGAACCCGAUUAGUAGAUCUUCGAGAAAGGUGCAAUGGCGAUUAGUCGAGAAAGACGAGCUAUCAAAAUUUCGCGGGGAAAUCCUGGCCCAUAGCUCCUCCUUAAAUAUGCUUCUGACGAUCGCAAGUAUGAGAAUGGAAACGCUUAACGAGCGAAGGCUAGCAGUCACCAUGGCCGACAACAGCGGAACGGUGAUGCAGGCGCUCGCCGACCAGGACGCUACACUGACCCAGAUCCAGCAACGUCUGUCUGAGAACUCGGACGCACUUUCUUCUAUACAAAGAGCAACUAAUGGAGUUCUUGACGCCCUUCCGCUCCAAUGGCUCAGAGAUCUCGGGUCAGCGAUCAAGUCCUUGAUGCAAAGGAUCUUCUUCGUCAACGUUGCCACCUAUCAAACGGUACUCUCACUUCAAUCAAAGCUUCCGACACCCGCAGAACGGUCGACGGCGUACUUCCAGGAGCCGUUCAUCCUUGAAGACGCCCUCGGAAGGAUCGCGCCGGUCCACAUGCAGUUUAUCUCGACGUGGGCGAUGUUCGAUGCGGUGCUCCAGUUACGUUUCGAAGGCCUCCCAGGACUGGACAAGGUCAAACGGAGGCAGUUUGUACUCGAAGACCGAGCUACCCGAACUGAGAUCCACCGACACCGGCCGCUCGAUCUGACUUUCCUGCCAGGUCAACGAGUCGAUAUGAGUGUCGUAUUUAUAUCUACGGAAGAACGGGAUAUGUACGGGCCUUGGCACUCAUCAGUCACAUGUCCAAGAUGUCAAUGGCUCCCGGAAAAGUCGCAGAGUGAUUCAGAUGUUCAUUGGUAA
Trematosphaeria pertusa is the source of this 1125-nucleotide messenger RNA. RefSeq lists its product as uncharacterized. The record is from RefSeq and is a predicted model, not a curated record. The coding region runs from base 1 to 1125 and encodes 374 amino acids. The transcript has 2 exons. Lineage: Eukaryota; Fungi; Ascomycota; Dothideomycetes; Pleosporales; Trematosphaeriaceae.